Messenger RNA from Sinocyclocheilus grahami, 3239 nucleotides. Its product is annotated as NF-kappa-B-repressing factor-like. The record is from RefSeq and is a predicted model, not a curated record. NCBI's taxonomy places the organism in Eukaryota, Metazoa, Chordata, Actinopteri, Cypriniformes, Cyprinidae. The transcript is spliced from 3 exons. Gene Ontology annotation, cellular component: nucleolus; nucleoplasm. Gene Ontology annotation, molecular function: nucleic acid binding. Bases 58 to 2589 code for a protein of 843 amino acids.
UACACUGCGCGCACUACGUUGUUUCCGGUUAGCUACUGGCUAUCGUGAGACACCGGGAUGAUCAGACCUCAUUCAACGGGCCCGUGUUUUUUAAGUAAACCCGCUGGUCUUCGUUAUUGGAACUGUAAUAUCGAUGAUUGCCGUCAGCACUACGAGAGUGACCAGCAUUGGUCCGCUAGACGUCAGUUCAUUGUGAAACACAUUGAAGAGUUCGAGGGAAAUGCUCUUGAUAAGCUACUGGCCCUGUCGAUGGUCUGGGUUAACCAUGUUUUCCUGGGAUGCAGGUAUGGCUCCCAAUUGAUGCACAAGGUGCUUGAGAUGGCAGAAGGGAUUGAUGUUGGCAAAAUGCUCUCAUAUGAACUAGUUCCAAACGUUGAAGCAAAAAAGAGGCUAUAUUCAUCUGAUGGAAGUGAAGAGCCCAUGAGGAAGAUGCCUUUGUCAAAAUUCACAUCCAGACCUCGAUUUGAACCAGUACACUUUGUAAGUGGCGGAAGCAGUGGCAGUCGAAUUGGAGAAACUGACGAAAAGGAAAACGAGAAGGAGCGCAGGAGGGGUGAGAUGAAUGACGUAAGACAAAGGGAACCAGAUCAUCAGCCGUAUAAUGGUAACCGGUAUGGUUAUGAUUCUUUGCAUGAGCACAGAAGUAAGGACGUGGCCUCGGGCGGCACAAGUGGGCUUGGCUAUGGCAGCAGAGGGUCCACCCCGAACUUCAUGGGCAAGGUGCAACAGGAGUACACCGCUAGAUAUGAGGCGCAUACUGGCAGACAAUCGGACUCCUUCUCACAUGCAGGCCGAGCUAAUGGAUACGGAAGUGCUGGACGGUCUGGAGCCUGGGAUAGCGGACGGCGUGGACUGGGAUUUGGACACCAGGAUAGACCGACGUCCAGCAAGGCUUUCAGCAGGUUAUACGACGGUCCAAACAGAGGCGGCUCUGGCCUUCUCCCAACACCCUCACUGCUGUUAUCUAUCCCCACAUCAACAAUUGACGAAAAACAGAGGCUGAUUACCAGAGUAUCAUCGGCCGUUGCCAUUACCCUGAGAGAUCCUGCGUUCAUGAGUGGACCAGACAUGCCAAACUACAAUUUCAUACUCAGCCGCAGCAUUCAGGCUUGCAAGACGAACCCAGAGUACAUCUAUGUUAAUUUAAGAGAUAUUCCACCCGCUGACCUUCCUAAAAACAGAAAAGUACCCUCUGAAGGAUAUGCAUGUGAACUUAGGUGUCAGUCUGUGUACCUUGCCACAGGGUACUCUGGAAGCAAAAACGGUGCCAGAGACAGAGCAUCAGAACAGGCCGUCAAGCUGUUCAUGAGGCCGGUGGAAAUUCGUGUCCUGCAACGGCUGUACAAGCAUACUUCCGUUAAUGAUAUGGUGGUGUGCCAGGUUCACACUCCAAACCCAAUCCUACCCCCACCUCUUCGCAACCCCGAGGACAAGCCACUCCCUAGUACCAAGGGCCAGUAUGAGCCUGACCGAAGCAAACACUGGACAGAAUUUGUAAUCAUGGAGAACGCACAUGAUGCCAUCUGUAUACUCAACAACUCGGCUGCGUUCAACCGCAUGAAAGUUGAUUACACUUUUGACCCGGUUCCCAACAGCAAUUUAUGGCUCUGUAGUGUGUAUUUACAGGACGAGCUGGUGGCAGAAGCCAGAGGGACCAAGAAGAGCUCAAAACAUGCAGCGGCAGAGGCGGCAGUAAGGAAGUUGCGAAUGAACCAGACUGCUCGUCAACAAGAGCAGCAACAGCAGCAGAAUUUUUCUGGAGGCAACCACACUACAGACCACCCUGGCAGUCGCUACGCCCAGCAAAGCAACAAGAAAGCACAGCUAGGAGAAUUGGUCAUCCUUGAAAACUCUGAUAACGCUAUUUGCAUAAUAAAUGACACCGCUCAAUUUAAUAAAGUGCUUGCUGACUACAAGUUUACGGUUCUGCCAGACCAUCGCUGGAGGUGUGAAGUUUACCUCGAUGGUCAGUAUGUGGCUGCUGGCCUUGGACCCAAAAAGACAGUGAAGCACAUUGCAGCAGAGGAGGCCCUCGCCACACUUCGGCGCACACAAGCUGUGGUGAAGUCCAACCUCAGAAAAGAGGGCCACGUGGAUGCAAUUUCCCGAAAUCAAAUCAUGGCUCGUUCUGGAGAGGAAUCCAUGCGGCAGGAGAUCAAGGAGGACAACAUUGGUAACCAGCUACUUCGUAAGAUGGGCUGGACAGGUGGUGGUUUGGGUAGAGAAGGAGAGGGCAUUGCUGAACCCAUCAAGGUCAAAGAGCAGUUUACCAGGGAAGGACUCGGUAUGGACAUGGACAGGCACGGUAAUCAGCUGACUAAGCGUGAUAUUGAGGAAAUAAUUCGGAAUUAUGCGAGUUCAGACCGUCAAGAUGACCUGCGCUUCUCCACAGAGCUUAACAAUGAAGAGCGCAGGCAGAUACACCAAGUAUCCCAAAGAUAUGGGCUGCGCAGCAAAUCAUACGGACAGAGCCGACAGCGCUUCCUCGUGGUUAGCCGCAGAGUUCAGAAGGAACAGCUGAUUGGUCAGCUAUUGCAGGAGGGGCAGGUGGGACGAUAUGAACUGGUGAAACCUCAGGCUUCACAAUGACUAGGCUCAGCAGCCCUCUGAGAAACCAACAGAUGACCAUUAAUAAAAGCAAAGUGGUGUUACUUGUUACUUUUCCUUUAAUUUGUUUCCGAAGAGUGUAAAAUAUAUUUUUUGAAAAGCCUGGAAAACCUGUCAGUUCUCAAUGACUAGUUGUGUACCCUUUGCCUCUCUUUACCAUGUAUUUCUGUACACUUUGUUGAGAUUUGUCAUAGGUUAGAUCAAGACCAUAUGAUAAACACGUUACUAACUUAACUUUUGUCAUAUAUAUCCUGUGAAUUAUAUUUAUUGAUAUGGAUGUUAGUAGUGGGGCCUUAUGGCAGCAUGUGCUCUUCUCUGAAAUGACAUUCCAUUUUAUGUUUCACAAUGGACAAGAUAUCAUUCACUCAGUCUUUCAUCUGUUGUAAGAUAAUCACUUGAAAUAUAAAAAUAUCCUUUAAGUAAUUACAAAACGGUAUAUAUAUUUUUUUGUCAUUUUCUGGUUGUUGAUUGUAGAAUUCAAUAUUUAUCUCAACCUUAAAUCUUUCAACUCCCUGUCUGGCAAAUGCCUGAACAGCAAUCCCUGUAAAGUUUGCUAUUGCGAAUACUGUCAACCAGUCUGCUUGUACUGACACAUUAAAUUUAGUCUGGUCAUUGUUCAUUUUCUAGCUCAU